Clonostachys rhizophaga is the source of this 1077-nucleotide messenger RNA. NCBI's taxonomy places the organism in Eukaryota, Fungi, Ascomycota, Sordariomycetes, Hypocreales, Bionectriaceae. The record is from the annotation of a GenBank genome assembly.
AUGACUCCGCGCCCGCAGAAGACAGGAAACCGGGCUGCCGUGUAUUCGGAGCCUGGCACUUUGAAGACAGAGAUCAAAGACCUCCCUAUUCCUAAUCCGGGGCCGGGGGAGGUGCUUAUUCGAUUACACUAUUCUGGGGUAUGCCACACAGAUAUCGCCUUCUGCCUAAAUGAAUUUCCAAACCAAGCGGUGCCUACAAAGAGGGGCCAGGUCGGAGGUCAUGAAGGAAUCGGCGAGGUCGUUGCGCUCGGUGAGGGAGUUCAAUCGACUUCAGUAGGCUCCAAGGUAGGAAUUCAAAUCGCCGGAGAUGCUUGCCUCAGUUGUGAUGCGUGCCUCGUUGGCGGAGAAACUUCAUGCUCAAGCUUAAAGAUCACGGGAUACUUUACUCCAGGCACAUUCCAACAAUACAAGAUCGCUCCCGCCAGAUACGUGAUGCCCAUCCCGGACGGUUUGGACAUGGCCGCUGCAGCGCCUCUCAUGUGCGCUGGCGUGACCGUAUACACUGCUCUCAAGAAGUCUCAGAUUCGACCUGGGGAUUGGGUUGUUGUCUCUGGAGCUGGGGGUGGCCUCGGCCAUUUGGGCAUCCAGUAUGCCAAGGCGAUGGGAGGGAGAGUGAUUGGAAUUGACCACGGUUCCAAGGAACAGUUCUGCAGGGACCUGGGUGCCGACGAGUUCCUCGAUUUUACCAAAUUCAAGAGCAAUGUCACGCUUACAAGCCGGAUCAAGAACCUGACUGGCGGAGGAGCAAAGGUCGCGCUGGUAUGCAAUGCUAAGAGCUACCCACAAGCAUUGGCAUGGCUGGGCCUUCGAGGCACGAUCGCGUGCAUUGCCUUGCCAGAGAAGCCGGGCUCGUUUCUGCCUGAUGUUGGGACAUUGAUCCUGCGAGAGCUGAGGAUCAUCGGUGCCAAGUCGGGCAACCGGCUGGACAUGAAGGAAUGUCUCGAAAUUGCAGCGCAAGGCAAGGUGAAGCCCGUCUACCAGCUGCGUAGUUUGGACGAUCUUACAAAGACAUUCCAAGAAAUGGAAUCCGGUGUGAUCCAAGGCAGAAUCGUGAUUGAUCUCAAACCGCGACUGUAG